CAACAUUGUCUGCUUCGACUACAUCCAACAUGGUCGCCAAGGCUAUGCUCGUCCUCUGUACCCUCGCACUCCUCGCCCAGAGCAUCUCCGCUCAGUGUUUGGGCACUCUGGGCCUGGGUGCUAUCAACGCCCCGUGCGCUGCUGUCGCUCCUCUGGGAAUCGGCGCUUGUGGAGCCCGGGACAUCGCCGGACCCGCUCGUGCCCUCGCCGCCUCCAACGGCCCCGGCCUCGCCAUCUCCAGCGCCUCCCCCAUCGCCCCGGUCGGCGUGUCCGUAGCCUCCGAGAACGCCAUCGAGGGCGCCCUCGCCGUCGCCGGAGCUCUGCCGUUCCUGGGCACCGUCGGUCUCGAGGGAGUGCUGCCCACCGCCGGCGCCGGUAACGUGGCCUACAACUGCGGUAACGGAGCCGUCGCCAUCACCGCGGAGGACAUCGCCGCAGCUAACGUCGGUCUCGGUAUCGGCUCCCUCGGUCUCGGAGCUGGUGCUCCCGGUCUCGGCGCCUAUCCCCUGGGUGUGGCCGGACCUCUCGGUAUCGGUGCUGGUAUCGGAAUCGGAGGCUGCGGUUGUGGCAGAAUCAUUUAAAUUGAGUAUUCACAAAAAAAGGAAUAAUCUACUGAUGAAUUAUCGCUUUUAAAUAAAUAAUUAUUCAGCA
Messenger RNA from Aricia agestis (brown argus), 651 nucleotides. Its product is annotated as chorion class B protein PC10-like. Gene Ontology annotation, cellular component: egg chorion. Gene Ontology annotation, molecular function: structural constituent of egg chorion. The transcript is spliced from 2 exons. The record is from RefSeq and is a predicted model, not a curated record. Bases 30 to 581 code for a protein of 183 amino acids. Lineage: Eukaryota; Metazoa; Arthropoda; Insecta; Lepidoptera; Lycaenidae. Gene Ontology annotation, biological process: multicellular organism development; chorion-containing eggshell formation.